AUGCUUGGUCGUUUAUUAGCAAGUAAUGAUGAGGAGAAAGCUUCGUCUUUAGAUGAUGACUUUGAUGAUUCAGGUUUGUCUGAAAUCGUUGGCGGUAAAUUAACGUUCAACGAUGGGGAAAAUGCAGGAUCGUCUGUUGAUAAAUUUCGAUCAUGGUCCAAUGUCUCUGGAAUUCCUUCAGAAUUGUCACCUAGAAAAUCAUCACAAAGAGUAAUAUUUGAAAUAGUUUCUGCUAAGACUGUUACAGAAGCAAAAAAGAAAUAUGUGAGCUAUACAGUUUUGAUUAAACGUGCUCCUGGAUUAGAAACCCAGCCCGGCGUAUUAGAAAGGCGUUAUUCUGACUUCUUGAACUUAUUUCAGAUUUUUAAGAAAAGGUAUCCAACUCUUUUGGGGGACUUUCCUUUCCCCAAAAAGGCUCUGCUGGGGAAUUUCACAGCAGAUGUCAUAACAGAAAGAAGUGUUGCUUUCCAGCAUUUUUUGGCUUUUUCCUACUCUGUCAGGGAACUGAGGCAAUCAUUGGAGUUGGCUGAGUUUCUGUAUAACCGAGAAAUUCAAGAGGCCCACAGUAUGAUGAAGCUUGGACAGUUUGAAGAUUCCUCUGUGCUGCUUGAGAAUGUUUAUUUUGUUCAAGAAAAAAUACUUGACCAAGGUCACUUUUCUAUAUAUUAUACUUUGUGUGUUUUGAUAGCUUGUCUCAAUGCAGUGGAUAACGUGACUGAAGCACAGAAAUAUGCUGAAAUUGCUUUGUCUUUUGCUGCAAAUCAUGAAAGAACUGAGCUUACGGUUCCAUUAUUAGUUUUAGCUGUAAGGUUAUGGUGGGCAGUUGGAAAAGACAAGAAAAUGCUUGAAACACGUUUGCAAGAAAUGAAAUAUGCUGGUGUUAAUAUUGAUAAACAACCCACACUUCUUGAGCUUGUGUUACAUCGGGAAUGUCCACUAAAAGCUUGAAAGGUGAUUCGUUUUAUCUGCAAUUAUUUAUCUGUGUUUAAAAACUGAUAUAUAAAGCUCCAUGUUUAUUUUAUUUAUUUAUUUAUAUUUAUGCUAACAACCUUACCAA
Messenger RNA from Uloborus diversus, 1057 nucleotides. RefSeq names its product sorting nexin-21-like. NCBI's taxonomy places the organism in Eukaryota, Metazoa, Arthropoda, Arachnida, Araneae, Uloboridae. The transcript has 3 exons. Gene Ontology annotation, molecular function: phosphatidylinositol phosphate binding. Bases 1 to 948 code for a protein of 315 amino acids. Gene Ontology annotation, biological process: protein transport. The record is from RefSeq and is a predicted model, not a curated record. Gene Ontology annotation, cellular component: early endosome membrane.